AUGUGGACAAUAUUCUGUUUGUGUUUCUAUGUCAGCUAUGUUAUUGGGGCGGAAUUCACAUUACCUGGUGAAUGUCCAAACGUUAAGAUACAGGAGAACCUGGAUUAUACAAAGUUUUCAGGCGUUUGGUACAACGUAGCCAGCUAUGCAAGUGAUGGUAGGAACAUAUACGACUGUGCGUCACUCGACUUCCAGGAGGAUAACCUUGGCUACACUCUAAGAGAGACAUACGUUGAUAUUGAUCAGGGCAACCGUACACAAAAGUCGUAUUUUGCCAGAGUAGACCCAACAUUUGAUGCUGGUACAAAAGCACAAUUCAUUGUCAGUCAUGAAGACGGAGAUAAGGUACUGCAGUUCCCUUUUUUCAUAUUAUCAACGGACUACAGUGGAUAUGCUAUCGCCUAUACUUGUAAAACGUUGAAGAAAAAGCAAAGGACCCAUUACGUAUUCACUUGGGUGCUAUCACGCAAAAAGGAAAAGUUACAAGACGAAACGCUGAAAAAUGUUGAGAACGUUCUGUCUAAAUACAGUGAGUUAGCUGAACAUCGCCAGUCAUUUGUUCUUAAGGACUUCUCAGACAGCUCAUGUGCAUAUUCUAAUAAAUACGAAACUGAUUUCUUUACAAGCAACUUCUGGUAA
Danaus chrysippus (African queen) is the source of this 639-nucleotide messenger RNA. Lineage: Eukaryota; Metazoa; Arthropoda; Insecta; Lepidoptera; Nymphalidae. The record is from the annotation of a GenBank genome assembly.